AUGAAGUUCCCAAGUAAGGAAGAAUUGAACGAGUACACCCACACCAUUGCCGUUGGUGCUAUCAAGGGUGCUGUUAUUGGUACUGGUGUCUCGGCAUUGGGCUAUUUAUAUGCCAAAAGAAGAGCUCCAGUGUUUUUCACUUAUGGAGCUUUCCCAAGAACCUUUUUGCUGAUUGCUCCUCCUAUCAUGAUCGGCGUCACUACUAUGGAGUUUGCUUCUCGUGAAUUCGAGAGAGAGAGAUAUGGAUAUGUGGAUGCUGCUUCUGCCAGUCCUGAUAUGUUGAUUCCCAAGAUCAAUGGAUCUAAUAUUGAUCCUAAACUUGCCGCAAAGGUUGGUGCUAAUGGUACAGAUGGUGCUGCUGCUGAACCAAACGCUGUUUUGCAAUAUGCUGCUGAGAACAAGUAUAAGAUCAUUAUGGGAGCAUGGGCCGCCAGUUUGGCCGGUUCGUACUGGGCUGUUAGUAAAGACAAGUACCUGACCAAAUCUCAAAGAAUCGUGCAAGCCCGUAUGUAUGCUCAAGGUCUGACUGUUGCACUUCUGCUGGUUUCGGUGAUGUUGUCUGUGUCGAAUGGUAAAGAGAAGGACAAUUCGCGAGAAACUGGUGAAGCCGACCUUCGUGAGGGCAAGCAGACCUGGGAAGAGAUUGUCGAGCAAGAGACUGCCCGUGAAACCGCCGCUCAUCUGCCAUUACAUCUCAGUGACAGAAAGAACAACGGCAACCACCACCACGACUAA
Molecule: messenger RNA, 735 nt
Organism: Sugiyamaella lignohabitans
Lineage: Eukaryota; Fungi; Ascomycota; Dipodascomycetes; Dipodascales; Trichomonascaceae
Gene: RCF2
Product: Rcf2p
Exons: 1
Coding region: 1-735 (244 amino acids)
Biological process (GO): mitochondrial respiratory chain complex IV assembly
Cellular component (GO): mitochondrial inner membrane
Source: RefSeq, a predicted model, not a curated record